UAAUAGUUUCAUAAUUGGAGUGCCUCCGGCAAGGGAAUUUUUAAUCGAAUUUUGCAAUUCCCCUCUGUAAUUCGGUGCCUUGUUAAUUCGAUCGAGACGCCCGUGAACCCGAACGUUAAUCGAACAACGAAAAGAAAAUCGAACGAAUGAAUAAACUCGGAUGCGCACGAGGAGAAUCGCGACGCGUGUUGAGGUAUUUCUCGGGGCGAGUCGAAACGGGCGACGUCGGUCGCUGUGUAUUUAGGCUGGUCCAUGCUAAAUUUAAAUCAGUUCGUAGCGAGGCCACCGAACGCGAUACUCCACCAUCCCAUUGAUUUCCCGUAGCUGUCCGAGGUGUCUCGCUGUUCGAGAAUCUUCUGGGGCUGAAAUCGAGACGCGGUGAAUAUUCUUGGUUCGUUCAUAUUCGAAUUGAACACACGGUCAGAAAUGGAAGGAUGAAAGGAGCCGCGUGUUCCGCGGUGUAUGAAUGACUGCAAGUAAUUAGAUCACAAAAUGGCUGUUAGCGUGGAUUCAAAAUGUGCUGCUGUCAUCAUCAUCGCUUUGUUGACAGUAGUUCCAAGAACUCACGGUGUACCGCGUACAAUUAAAAUUGGUGCAAUCUUUCAUGCAGGCGAUGAGGAGCACAUAGCUGCGUUUCAAUCGGCGAUAUACAAGACGAAAUUCGAGCACGUCGCACCCGCAUUCGAGCUGGAGUCCAUCAUAAAGCAGGUAGAGGUUAAUACCGACAGCUUCAGGACCGCCGCUGCUGCCUGUGAGCUUUUGGAGGAGGGUGUGGCAGCAAUCUUCGGUCCUUCGAGUUCGUACACUUACGGAAUUGUCGCAAGCAUCGCGGCACGGUUCGACGUGCCGCACAUGGACUAUUUCUGGCGACAGAACGAGGAGCUGCAGGAAGGCCAAGAACCGAAGAACCCGACACCGAUGACGAUCAACGUGUUCCCUGACAGCAACAUGGUUAGCAAGGCGAUCGCUGACGUGGUCGAGUCGAUGAAAUGGAACUCUUUCGCGGCUGUGUACGAAGACAACGACGGUUUAUCGCGGAUUCAAAAGGCUCUGUCACUCAAGCGAACGAAAGACAGCGCUAUCACGAUAAAAAAGCUCUACGAAGGGAUGGAUAAUCGACCAGUUUUGAAGGAGAUUCGCGCAAUGUCCAUCUGCAACGUGAUUAUCGACGUCAAGCCGAGUAACAUCAUCGAGGUGCUCUAUCAGGCGAUGGAGGUCAAGCUGAUGGCGGACUACUGUAAUUUCUUAAUUACUUAUCUGGACUCGACGAAAUUACCCAUCUGGGAAGUGCGGAAUAAAACAAUGACCAACAUUACAGGACUCAGCUUGCAGGAAAAUGACGCAGAAGGAAUUAAUUGGGUGGAAUCCGCUGUUCUAUACGAUGCCGUCUUCAUGUUCUACAACACGCUGGAAACCUUAAACGCAAGGAACAUGUCUGUAGAUAUUGACCCGCUACCGCUCUCUUGUGAAGAGGAAAAGAAAUACAGCGCAGGUCUCGACAUUAUCAACCUGAUGCGCGAGCUAUCCGAAGAAGGAAAGGUCGAAGGGAAGCUCACAGGGCCAAUAACGAUCGACGAAAAUGGUCAACGUCAAUCCUUCCAAAUACAAAUUAUAGACGUGAGACCGGGUGAAAAUGUACAAACAGGAUAUUGGCGCCCAGAUGGUCUUCACUCGAUCAAAAGCGAAAAGGAACGUGAACGUUACUUGUACAAAUCCAUUGAACUGAAGAAGUUCAAGAUUACUACUAAAAUAGGACCACCGUAUAUCAUGGAAGUGCCGGAAGGUUCAAAUCGAGGUAUACUGAUCGACCAAAGACGGUACGAGGGUUUCUGCAUUGAUCUCAUCGACGAGAUUGCCAAGCUGUUGAAAUUUAAAUAUGAGUUCGAAUUAGUACCGGACGGAAGUUACGGCAAGUACGAUAAAGAAACGAAGCAAUGGAACGGUCUAAUCAGACGUCUGCUGGAUCAUGACGCGGAUUUAGCUAUUUGCGACCUGACAAUCACGUACGAGCGAGAAAAUGCGGUCGAUUUCACGAUGCCCUUCAUGAAUCUAGGUAUCAGCAUUUUGUACAGAACACCGGAGGAAAAAGAACCGGACCUGUUCUCGUUCCUGUCACCGCUGUCACUCGACGUCUGGAUUUACAUGGCGACUGCUUUCUUAGCUGUUUCGAUAAUGCUAUUUGUGCAAGCUAGAAUAGCGCCAGGCGAAUGGGACAAUCCGCAUCCCUGCAAUCCAGACCCGGAAGAAUUGGAAAAUAGUUUCGACCUGAAAAACUCUAUGUGGCUCACUGUCGGCUCUAUGCUGCAACAAGGCUCUGAUAUACUCCCCAAAACACCUUCGAUUCGAAUGGUGGCUGGUAUGUGGUGGUUCUUCAUUAUGAUUAUGGUUUCUUCUUAUACUGCCAAUUUGGCCGCCUUCUUGACGUACGACAAGAAAGAAAAUCCAAUCCAAAGUGUCGAAGAUCUUGCUAAACAGACGAAAGUCAGAUAUGGAGCCGUGGAUGGUGGAUCCACAUCCACUUUCUUCAGGGACUCCAAUUAUACGACAUAUCAACGCAUGUGGGCGACAAUGCAGGAAGCAAGACCAAGUGUGUUCACGAAAACGAACGACGAAGGCGUUGAACGAGUGUUGAAGAAACGCGACUAUGCUUUUCUUAUGGAGUCUACUACGAUCGAGUACAGAAUGGAAAGAAACUGUGAACUCGACAAGAUUGGAGGUCUUAUCGAUAACAAAGGAUAUGGUAUCGCCCUGCCACGGAAUUCUGAGUAUAGAACGCCCAUAAACGGCGCGAUAUUGACGCUGCAAGAGAAAGGGGUGCUCCAAGACCUGAAGAAGAAAUGGUGGGUGGAUCGGGGCGGUGGGAUGUGCACGAAAACCGAACAAGAACCGUCAUCGUCAGGUGAAUUAGGAAUAGCCAACGUCGGUGGUGUUUUCUUAGUCCUUCUGAUCGGAACUUGCGGCUCGUUCAUCAUCGCUGUCUUUGAAUUCCUGUGGAAUGUACGAAAGGUCGCCGUGAGGGAGAAGGUUACACCAUGGGAGGCACUGGUAGCAGAAUUGAAAUUCGCCGUGAACAUUUGGGCGGAGACGAAACCCGUUAAAAUCUCGAAAAGCAGCGGCACGAGUUCGAUGGAAGGCGGCAUCGGUCGGGCGGCCUCCACGGCUCGUUCAAUCGUCGGCUCGUUCCUUCGUCUCGACAUCCUCGACAAAUUCGAUAAAGAUAACAAUACCAAUAAUCACAACAACGAUCGCAAGAUCAACUAAAAUUCCAGCAAACUGUCGAUCAUCCUACCAUUAUACAUUAAGCUGGUUAUGUUACAAAUUGAGGGUAAACAAUUUAAGUGCUAAUUUUUGCAACAUGAUAUUUAGUUCUUCAUGAAGAUUAUGCACACUGUAACAGAUUUUAAUCUUAAGAUUUUUAUCAUUUGUGAAAUCUUUUCUAAUCUCUAAUUCUUCCUACUUAUUACUACUAUUAUUACUAUAAUUCAUAGUAUUAAUUACUAAUUUCUGUGGUUAUUCAUUAAUAAAUAAACUGUAUAAUUAAGUUCGAUAACAAUUGCUUCAUUUACAACAAAAUGAUAUAAUAUAGUCACUGAUAAUCUACAAUAAUAGAGACAAUAGAAAGAAAACAAAGUCGUCGGUAAUAUUUAAAGAAGUAUAGAACAAAGAAGGA
This is a messenger RNA of Bombus pascuorum, 3670 nucleotides long. RefSeq names its product glutamate receptor ionotropic, kainate 2-like. Lineage: Eukaryota; Metazoa; Arthropoda; Insecta; Hymenoptera; Apidae. The coding region runs from base 493 to 3261 and encodes 922 amino acids. Gene Ontology annotation, molecular function: transmitter-gated monoatomic ion channel activity involved in regulation of postsynaptic membrane potential; glutamate-gated receptor activity. The record is from RefSeq and is a predicted model, not a curated record. The transcript is spliced from 16 exons. Gene Ontology annotation, cellular component: plasma membrane; postsynaptic membrane. Gene Ontology annotation, biological process: synaptic transmission, glutamatergic; monoatomic ion transport; modulation of chemical synaptic transmission.